AUGACCAUCUUUGUGUCAACCCUGAUUCAGAGCAAAGCGAAGUUGCAGGUAAAGUGUCUGUGUGUGCUUAUGUUCCUGAGCUUCCCUCUGAAUAUGGCUGAGGUCCCUGGUCCAUGCAGACACUCCAUCACUAGGGAACACCUGCUUACAGUCAGGAACCUGAUGGAUAACCAGUUGAGAAGUGGUUGUUCGAUAACCUACACAUUCAUAGAACGGAGAAGUUUGAGCAAAUGUUGCUUUGUAAAAGCUGCUUUACCAUGGAUCCUGGAGCUUCUCACCACCCACUUCAAAUAUAACCGGGGGUCGGUCAAUGAUGGCUACGUUCAGUCCCUGAGAGCGCUCAUCCUCAACAUCUAUUCUCAGAAAUGUGUGCCACAGAUCAAUGAAGAGGUCGAAGAUAAGCCAGAGAGUUUUGAGACGCUGUACAGAGGGUCUCCUUCAGAGGCGCUGCAGAGGGCUUCGGAGGUGCUGUCUGUUUACUGGGAGUUGAUCACAACCAGCAACGCACCAGUGGACUGGAGAUGCCAGCACGAAUACACAGAAACCUUUGGCUCUACCACAGAGCUAUUUACAGAGUCACCCGCACAUUUUACAGACAGUUAUGGUAGGAAGUCAGUGAAGGCCUCUCAGAGAAGACCGAUCAAAGACCUGUACAAGCUUUGCUUCAUCAUUGCCUCCAUUUGCGGAGGACUGCUAUUCAUACUCACGCUCUACUGUCUCAUCUCACAAAAGAGAACCCACAACCCUCACAGAUCAAGAUACACAAACCAAAGCAGAGACCUGCAGGACAUAGAGAUGGAGCCACAAUAA
Molecule: messenger RNA, 810 nt
Organism: Limanda limanda (common dab)
Lineage: Eukaryota; Metazoa; Chordata; Actinopteri; Pleuronectiformes; Pleuronectidae
Gene: csf1b
Product: colony stimulating factor 1b (macrophage)
Exons: 8
Coding region: 1-810 (269 amino acids)
Cellular component (GO): membrane
Molecular function (GO): growth factor activity; cytokine activity
Source: RefSeq, a predicted model, not a curated record